UUUUAGUUAAUUAUAUAAAAUCAAAUCAAAAUCUUGAGGCCCUGACAGACUCAUGAACAUUAGAUUUAAAGAAUUUUGCGUCUUUUUCUCCCAACUGUUAGUGAUUUGUCUCUGCUGUCUCGUAUAAAGAUGUUAAUGAUUCACACACUGACCAUGGCCUGGGACUGAAACACCGAGAUGCAGUUUUCUUUACAAUUGACUUGUUCACAGUGGCUCAAACAAGAGCAAUAUCACCAGUGACAAUCUGAGGGGAAAAAACACGGACUGACUGAAAGACAAGGCAAUUGUUCUGUCACAGGCCAUGUUCCAACUUGGAGAUCUGACCUUGAGUUGUCUGUGCCAAAAACAAAACUUGGUAUAAAAAAGAUAACAGCUGAAACAGUAUCGUCUUACAGUGAUGCUUACACUGCUAUCAGGCUACAUUUUUCCGGGGAAGCCAGAAAAGAUUUUAGCAGCACAUCCAGCCACAAUAUUAUGUAUUAUGUACUAUGAUAUGAACAAAUAUGUACUAAAUGAGUCUGCUUUCAGUGUGUUUCACAUAUUAUCACAUGGGUGACAUUUAGGUUAAACUGCUAUUUUUAGAACCCAACAUGUGGAAAAGCAAACGUCAGCUGACUUUUUUUUUUUCUCCCGUGGUUCAUAGAAAACUCAGGACGGGACUCAAUGUUGACCUUGUUAAUGUUUGACUUGUACCACGAAUGUACACAGAGAGCAUAUACAGCAAGGUCUUGGUAGCAUAAGAAAGCUGUUUUACCACAAGCAAUGAAAACCAAGUCUGAGCUAAGUAAAUCUGGACCCAUGAAUCAAGUAACUAAUGCAGCUUUCUGUGAUGUUCCUAAUAUAUUAGCUAUGUGUAAAGCUGUAUAAAUGUUUGUUAGCUUCAGAUACUACUUUGUGAGGAGCCAUUUUGUACUUGGUGAACUGAUGUAGCACCGCCAUGCAUUUAAUGUGCUUAUUAAAAUUCAAAAUGUCAGGGGUUUUGGGAUCACUGUGGAGGAAUUGAUUGCUUAAUAAUAUAUGAUUUUUUUUCUUCAGAAACUAGGAGGUGUGUCCAAGGCUGAGCUAAAUGCCUCUCUCUUGUAAAAAACAUGAUGGCAUGAUGUAAUUAAAGGCUGAUGCAGCCUGUUAUUGUGAUAGUCAAUAUCUAUAGAUAGGUUACUUGGCUCCUCUACAGUUUACAGAUCCGUUCUUUAACAUAUUGCAUUUUGGCUUUGAAUUAGUAUUGCUAUCGACUGCUGUAAUAUUGGACCGGAGGAAUAGCUUAACACAGUUGGGCUUGCAAGGCUUUUGUUGCCACAGGGUGCUGGGUCAAUGAACUCUGCUGGUUUGUGUGGAAUGCUUUAUUUGCCUGGGUUAUUGUUCCCCUUCUGCAGGGAGCAUGGUGUACAAUUUCCAUCAGGAACUUUUUACCCUUUUUAAAAACAAUGAUGUUUUAUGCUCCUACAAUUUUUACCACUUUGUGCACUGUUUUCCAGUUGGCAUAUUAAUGCGUGAUGAAAAAAGUAUAACUUGCUGAGCUUAAAGCUUUUUGUGGAUAGAAAGUAAUUAAAUGUUUCUGUAGAUUUUAUUAAUACAGUACAGAAGUUUGUUCUUUAUGCAGUUUCUUGUAUAAAUUUAGAACGGCGUAUAUUUUGUCUUGAACAUUUGGCAUAAAAUACAAAUAAUUGAUUUGGUGAAUCAUGAGAAUUUAUUUGUAAAGCAGGGGACAAAAGAAAUGCACACCACCUCGGGUGUUUUUAUGUGCAGCUGCUCAUUCAGUCCUGACUGGAUUAGUAGGCGGAGCCGAUACCCGAUCCAUUACUCUGGCCUUGAUUAGAAUGGCUGCCAGGGCACAGCAGAGCACAGAGCUCGUUUCAGCACAGCGACGGUGACUAAUAACACACGGCGGUGCUGAUUUGCUGAUGCGCAGCAGCAUUAGACCUGAUGCAAAGAAGCUCAGUGGAGCAUCACUGCUGUGAGAGGGAGGAAAACGGAGGGGUGUCAUGCUGCUGCCGCAUCCGUUCCGGCGUGGGGUGUGUCAUUCUCCUGGCAGCCUGACUCUCCUUCUGCCCUCCUUCUGCACCUCCUCGGUGUCUUGUUGCCAGGAGUGAGCCCUUGGAGGCAGCGAUGACGCUAGGCUAGGGCUUUGGAAACAUACCCCACCGGAGGACUGGCUGUCUGCAAGGACCCACAGCGUUCAUGGAAUAUGAAACAAAGGCUGGCAGAGCUGGACCUGGCAACCCAACAUCACCCAGGCAGAGCGUGAGGAAAAACCUGGACUUUGAGCCCCUCUCUACUACUGCACUAAUACUGGAGGACAGACCUGCUAAUCUGCCUGCCAAGCCGGCCGAGGAGGCUCAGAAACACAGACAACAGUAUGAAGAGAUGGUGGCCCAGGCCAAGAAAAGAGAGCUGAAGGACGCUCAAAAGCGGAAGAAGCAGCUGGAGGAUCGGUGCAAGCUGGAGGAGAGCAUUGGCACAGCGGCCCAGACAUGGAACCAAGAGAUCUUGCCUAACUGGAGCACAAUGUGUACGUCUCGGCGCGUGAGAGACCUGUGGUGGCAGGGCAUCCCCCCCAGUGUGAGAGGCAAAGUGUGGAGUCUGGCUGUGGGCAACGAGCUCAACAUCACGCAUGAGCUGUAUAACAUUUGCCUGGCCCGGGCAAAAGAGAAGUGGAAUACGACUGCAGCACCUGCCACCGAGGCUGAAACGGAAGAUGUCGAUUCUUCAGACAGAGAAUCAAGCUUGGAGCUAAUCAAGCUGGACAUCUCAAGAACCUUCCCCCAACUGUGCAUCUUCCAGAAGGGCGGUCCCUAUCACGAUGUGCUGCAUAGCAUUCUGGGAGCAUACACUUGUUACCGGCCAGACGUUGGCUACGUGCAGGGAAUGUCCUUCAUCGCUGCAGUGCUGAUCCUGAACUUGGACACAGCUGACGCCUUUAUAGCUUUUGCCAACCUGCUCAACAAGCCCUGUCAGAUGGCUUUCUUUAGAGUUGACCACAGCCUUAUGUUGACCUACUUUGCAGCAUUUGAAGUGUUCUUUGAAGAAAAUUUACCAAAGCUCUUUGCACAUUUUAAGAAAAACAACUUGACCCCUGAUAUUUACCUUAUUGACUGGAUCUUCACAUUGUACAGUAAGUCGCUGCCUCUGGACCUGGCGUGUCGGGUGUGGGAUGUGUUCUGCAGGGACAGUGAGGAGUUCCUGUUCCGAACGGCGCUGGGGCUGCUGCGUCUCUACCAGGACGUCCUGACCUGCAUGGACUUCAUCCACAUGGCUCAGUUCCUCACCCGCCUGCCCGACCUCAUCCCGGCCGAGCAGCUCUUCCAGCACAUCGCUGCUAUUCACAUGACCAGCCGUAACAGGAAGUGGUCACAGGUUCUGCAGGCGUUGCAGAAGGAUCAGGAGCGAGGUAGCCCGGUUCUGAAGCGCUGAGCUGGGAUCGCAAGAAAACUAUCUCACCUCUCCAGCUCCCCUCAAGCCUUUAGAAAUUCUGGACUCUUGUCAGGCUCGGUGGACUUAAAGGCAGCAUUGUUCACUUUGGGGAGACAUCUGGUUGAACUGCUGUGAUAAAACUCUUCAGCCAGAGCUUUGGCUGGAACCAGGACCCCACUGCGGGUCUCGCUGAGGAGGUAGGGGUCUGAAUAGAAAUAUGAGGCCUUAUGAAACCCCGGGCACCCCUCCCGUGCUCCACAGUGGACUGGAAACUGUAGCUGGAGGUUGAAGAAUGUGUCACACACUCCCACGUACAACCUAGCAGAAUGAUUCAGGUUUCCACAGACCAGGAAACCUCAGAUCAGUUUCUGCUCGAUUCCUCCACAGGUUUUAAUUCUGUCAUCGGCACCAUUUCUGGCUGCAGUUCCACUUGUCUCCUCUCUUCUAGCACAUUUCUAUCAAUUUUUUUUUUAAUACAAGGUCAGAUCUAUAACGUUUAAAAUCUCCCUUCGAUGGGGAUAUUUCUAGAAUUACAUUCAUGUUGUGGAGUUUUUUUGUUAUUUUUUUGUCGUCAGUGGGGAGUUUUUUUUUUUUUUUUAUUCCAUGAAGUCAUCUCUAAAAAUAAAAAUGUUCUACGAAAUGAAAGCACGUGAAGAUUAGUUCGGUGCUUGUGACGACGCCUCAUUGUUACAUGUAACGCAUUGUUUUUCCCCUCUAUGAAGAGGUCAUAAGCUUCUGGUUUUAUUAGUUUUAUAGUGAGAUUAUGUGUAGCUGUUGGUUAUACUGUCAGACAUCACCUGCCCUGUUCUUAAUGUUUAAGGUACAUUUCAGGUAGUGUUAAUAUAUUGAUUUGUUGUCUCUAAUGUUGUGUGUGUGUGUGAUGUCUUCUGUGCAUUUAUUUAAUCUUUAUCAAAUGGAAGGAGGGAUGUGAACUAGAUUUUGAAUGAAGGGUUUCUUCUGAUUCUGUCCCCACUAGAAUGCGUUUGCACCUGAUUUCAGUACGGCAAAGUGCAGAUGAGGUUGUGACCUAAGCGUCACGUUGUGUGUACUUAUGUGUGUACUUAUGUGUGUAUGUGGUGGUAGGAGUUUAACUGCUGAUGGCCCUAGGCCGAAUCACCUCUGACCUACAAGGGAAUAUCCAGCGAUCAAGAGUCAUCUGCUGCAUCAGAGCAGAGGAAGCUGUGACAUGCACUCAGUUGUAGCAGCAGCUCUUUGUUCAACAGUUCUGUGUUCUGUUGCCAAAGUUGUUGAGCUGUAGCAGACCCAGGUAGUGGUCAGAACUAGAUCCCAAGGACGCUCAUAAUGCAUGUGGAGUUUUCAGUCCAACACUAUACAGUAGGUUGCAACCUUUUAGUUUCCUUAUUGCAGUUUUCCUAUCGAUGCAACGAAACUGAUACUGGAAUGAUGUGACGCAGGAGAAACAUUUUGCAAUGAAAUCUUAUCGAGCAAUAUCUUAAGCAGAUGUCACUGAGUCAAAAUGUGUGUAGUUAUUUUUAGAAGUCAUGCAUCUGUCCUCCUCUGCUCACACCCACCUCUAUGCUGAAGCAUUUACUGCACUAGCCCAUGUUUCAGUGGUCUGAAGGCCCACACAUAUGGUUGCUGUCACCUGCUCCUCACAGCAUCCAUCAGACUGCAUGUCCAUGUUUGUUGAAUGUGUAAAGUGGGGAGACGUGUGGAAGUCGCCUUGUCGUCUUGUUUUUCCUGCCGUGCAGAACAUGCUUGUAAAGCGUGUCAGCUGUCACCUUGGUGGAACCGCGUCGCUUUCGUGGCAUUGUCAGGUUAUAAUUGUGUCAUUGUCACGUUGCCUUCACACUGUGGUCAAAGCGUCACUUCAUCACGCCAUCACAGGGCAGCGCUAGGACUCUGUCAGUCACGUUACAUCCCAAUAAGACAAUAGGUUUUGUUUGUAAUGAGAGGAGGCAAAGGCUAUUGAUCCCAUAGAAGUGUGACAGUUAACCUGUUUAUCAAAUGAAGUAAAACCCUGUGUGUGGGAGGGUUCAGCGUCUGGAGCUGUGUGCUCCUAUUGGCAAUGAAGCUGCUUCAUCCUGUGUUGUGCUACUGAUGCAACAGACUUGACUGUGUUGUGCCCCCUGUGAUGUUGAUGUUGUGUCUCCGUCCCUGUACUGACACGUGGACCACAGCUGAUCAGUGAGACGGGUUUAUGAACAGGAAGCGCCGCUCACUCGUGAGUUGUCGUCAGCCUGCUUUCUGGCUGCUAACAGACUGUGUGCCGCAGACUUUCUGAUCACUCUUCCUGAUGCACUCCCCCCUCGCCCCCCAGUGUGGUGACACACCGCAGGACUGCAAUAAAGCUAUUUGCACAUUCAUGUAUUCACUUAGAGUUGUGCCUGAUAUCAGUUCUCAGUCACAUAAGGCUCAGUUAUUCAUCUUUUGUUGUGUUUUUUUGUGUGUGUGUGUGUGUGUGUGUAACGUUUAGCUGUAUGUACGCAGACCAGUGUGUGUUUGAUUUGUUGGGUAUUAGACUAAUAAUUGUUACAGUAAAGGCUGGUCUGUGUAUAAAUGAACCCUCACAGCUCUACCUACACUACCUGUAAACUACAACUUGCAGUGGUCAAAACCAAAUUGAAACAAACUUUAAAUAAUGAUUCAAAAUAACAUUUUUUUUUCUUGUGUUGCUUCUUUUUGUUUGCAUUGUUUCCCUUCUCUUUCCAGAGCCUCGUGUACUGUAGAGAACUGACUGUAUGUGGAAUCAGCAAAGGGGAGAGGGGGGUCACCACGCAACCGUUUCUCACUUGAAAUGUAUCUAAAUGAUAGUUUUAUUACAAUAAAGACUUGUACAUAUACGUACUCAUGAAA
Betta splendens (Siamese fighting fish) is the source of this 6228-nucleotide messenger RNA. RefSeq names its product TBC1 domain family, member 14 (gene tbc1d14). The coding region runs from base 2179 to 3411 and encodes 410 amino acids. The record is from RefSeq and is a predicted model, not a curated record. The transcript has 12 exons. Lineage: Eukaryota; Metazoa; Chordata; Actinopteri; Anabantiformes; Osphronemidae.